Paramacrobiotus metropolitanus is the source of this 1516-nucleotide messenger RNA. RefSeq lists its product as uncharacterized. Gene Ontology annotation, biological process: sensory perception of taste. Gene Ontology annotation, cellular component: membrane. Bases 1 to 1329 code for a protein of 442 amino acids. The transcript has 3 exons. The record is from RefSeq and is a predicted model, not a curated record. Lineage: Eukaryota; Metazoa; Tardigrada; Eutardigrada; Parachela; Macrobiotidae.
AUGUCGAAAUCCGUGGAUUCUGCGGAGAAAAAACCACCGCAGUCGCAGCGCAUGAUUAAAUGGUACUUGCAUUAUCUGCGCAGCUGCGGCUUUUAUCCCUUAGCGGAUCUGUUAACCGGUCAGUCAUUUAGCCGCUUAUACCUUCCCUACUCUUGUAUAAUCGUCGUCGUCUCCGCACUCUUCGCCGCCGUGGAUCUAUUAGUAUGGAUCGCCGUCCAAUACCGUGCUAUCAUCCGUCUGGAAUUCUUCAGCAUGGUCAUGCUACUGGACCGUGUCUUCUUCACCAUCCACGCACCCUUCGCCUACAUUUACAUGAUUCUCCAAAGCAAACGCAUACAGCAUUUAGUCGCCAGUCUGGACCGCACUACUGCAAAAAAUCGAGGCGCGAAGAUCUUCGCGGUUUUGUCGAUUAUAUGGACGGAAAUUUGCCCGGCGUUGUCACUGAUCAUGACCAUCCGGAUGACCCAGGAAUUCGUGGAAUUACUGCACCGGGAUACCGUGUGGAAUCACAUGGAUAGCUUCUCCCUGCGCGUGGUCAGCAUCCUCAACAUUGUGGGAAACGUGGUAUUGGGGCAUGCAAAUAUUGCGCCGCAUGCGUUCAUUGCAACGGUCGUUGUGAUCAUUACGAUAAUGUUCCGCCGGAUUCAUGGACAGCUGCGGGUCGUGCAACGUGUCGGUGAUCAGGUGGACGUGGAGGAGAAACACGCCAAGCUCGCCGACGCCAUGACCGGGUUCCGCAAGACGGUGCGCGUGCUGCGGGAAUUCAACGAGAUUUUCGGUGGGCUGGUGCUGUAUAGCUGCGUCAAGGAUCUGCUGGUAAUUGUAGCAUUUAUUGCGUUUAAUCUCAACCUGCCGGUGGAGCGAGAGGACGGAGAGGAUACGGUGGAGUAUCUGAUUCGCAAGGAAGGGACGCAUGGGAGCACGGCGGCGUACGCGUAUUACGGGGGCGCCACGGGGAUCUUUAUGGUGGUGGUGCGGCUAGCGGUCUUCAUCGGAUGCAGCGCACAAGUGCGACGGAUUAGCAAAACAUUGGAAGCAAUCGGCGAUGAGCAUCCGGAUUCCCCGCUGGAUACUCUGUGCAUGCGUUUUCAGCAGGAAAUUGCCUCGUCGGAGAAUGUGGCCGUUUCUGCGGGCGGAUUCUUCUCUGUUACAAAAGAAUACCUUAUUACAGUCACCGGCGCCAUUCUGUCCUACUUCAUUCUGAUUUAUCAGACACGCGAUCAGAAAAUCGAUAUGGCGGAUUUGGUUAAGGAAAAUGUGUUCAAGAAGGAAAUGGAUUACAUGCUGCGAAAUAUUACGAAUUUGGUGUAUAAACUGAAACGACGUUAAGCAUAAGAUUUAUUGUCCUGAAUUGCUUUCUAUUUUCGUAAUUUUGUCCAUGCGUUGCGCUGAAGUCGGUUCAUUGUAAAGAGAGCAAUGAAUGAGACAUCUGGGAUUUGCUUAGAUUUAUGUAGUUAAUCGUUUGUCUGAUUUAACUUUUCUUAACGUGAUACUUUAGAUAAGCGCGUUGCGCAUU